Messenger RNA from Parnassius mnemosyne (clouded apollo), 291 nucleotides. The record is from the annotation of a GenBank genome assembly. NCBI's taxonomy places the organism in Eukaryota, Metazoa, Arthropoda, Insecta, Lepidoptera, Papilionidae.
AUGAAAAUACACACUGGAGAAAAACCUUUUUCGUGUAAUAUCUGUGGAUAUAGAUGUAUUAGAAAAAGUGACUUGCAAACUCAUAUGAAAAUACAUACCGGUGAAAAACCUGUGUCGUGUCAUAUUUGUGAAUAUAGAUGUAUUACAAAAAGUAAUUUCCAAAGACAUAUGAAAAUACACACCGGUGAAAAACCUUUUUCGUGUAAUAUCUGUGAAUAUAGAUGUAUUACAAAAAAAUCAUUUGCAAACCCAUAUGAAAAUACAUGCUGGAGAGAAACUUUUUUCGUGUAA